AUGGCACAGUGGUGGUGGGCAUGCGAACCAGUCUACGUUCUCUCCAACAUGGCCCUGCGCCUCUCCAUCGGCGUGCAACUUCUGCGCAUCGCCAUCUCCAGGACCCACAAGCUCAUCAUCUGGAUAACCGUGUCCAUCUUCCAAGUCUGCAGUCUGGCCUUCUUUUUGCUGUUCGUCAUGCAGUGCCUGCCUUCCAAGUACUUCUGGGAGCGCUUCACCGGCGGCGAGGGCACCUGCAUCAACCCCGAGAUCACGGUAAACGCGACGUAUGCGUAUUCGGCCGUGUCGUGCGCCACCGAUUGGAUCCUCGGUCUGUUGCCCAUCUCGCUCGUAUGGCAUCUGCAGAUGACGCCGAGGACUAAACUCAUGGUUGCGGCGAUUUUGGCGCUUGGUGCUAUCGCCUCAACAGCAACAAUCGUGCGCAUGCCCUACGUCCAUGAUCUCGGCAACCAAGCCGACUUCCUCUUCGCCACCACCGACGUAGCCAUCUGGUCCACCGCCGAGACAGGAAUCGGCAUCGCCGCCUCGGCAAUCGCCACCUUGCGCCCGCUCGCGCGCACUUUCUUGGCCCGCUCCAAGCUCUUCGGCGGCAGCACCACGCCCCACGGCGCGGGCGGGACCAGCAACCCAUGGCCCACCUCGGCCAGUAAUGGCGGAUACAUCCGCAACCGCACGGCGCAAGACGGCGAUUGCGCCGACGAGUUCGGGUUGCGCGAGGACAUAGGCCGCAACCGCGGCGUGACGACGCUGGUGGAAGCUGGCAAGGGAGGCGUCAGGAGAAGCAUGUCUGGCCGAAGCGAUAGCGUGGGACCCCUGACGGGAGGCAAAGAUGGUUGGAAUAGCAGCGAGACCAAGCUCACGGAUAUCAGCAGCGAGGACGGGCUGAGUAAUAGAGGGGGCGGGUGGCCGACGGGGAUAAGGACGACAACGGUCACGACGCAGAAUGUUAUCGAGACGGGCACGAGCCCGCCUAUGCCGAAUGGGCCGUUAAGGGAUUAG
This is a messenger RNA of Sordaria macrospora k-hell, 999 nucleotides long. NCBI's taxonomy places the organism in Eukaryota, Fungi, Ascomycota, Sordariomycetes, Sordariales, Sordariaceae. The record is from RefSeq and is a predicted model, not a curated record.